UUUGUCUGUAAUAAGACACUUGCUGCAGGACAGGACUUGUCUGUCCCCGAGUCUCAUCAUGUUUCCAUCGUCUCCUCUGGUCCUCCACAGAAAUCUGCUGUCGCCAAACAUUUUGUCGCUCUGUCCACCAACUCAGCCAAAGUGAAGGAUUUUGGCAUCGACACGGCGAACAUGUUUGAGUUCUGGGAUUGGGUCGGAGGUCGUUACUCCCUGUGGUCGGCCAUCGGUCUGUCCAUCGCUCUGCACAUCGGCUUUGAAAACUUCGAGCAGCUUCUUGCAGGCGCUCACUGGAUGGACAACCACUUCCGCAGCACCCCUCUGGAGCAGAAUGUCCCCGUCCUGCUGGCUGUCCUCGGCGUCUGGUACAUCAACUUCUUCCAGGCGGAGACUCACGCCAUGCUGCCCUACGACCAGUACAUGCACCGCUUCGCCGCGUACUUCCAACAGGGCGACAUGGAGUCGAACGGGAAGUACAUCACCAAAGAGGGCGUCCGCGUCAACUACCACACCGGACCAAUCGUGUGGGGCGAACCCGGGACCAACGGACAGCACGCCUUCUACCAGCUCAUCCACCAAGGAACUCGUAUGAUUCCUGCUGACUUCCUCAUUCCUGCUCAGUCUCAGCAUCCAAUCAGAGACAACCUGCACCACAAGAUCCUGGUGGCGAACUUCCUGGCUCAGACAGAAGCUCUGAUGAAGGGAAAGACUCCAGAGGAGGCUCAGAGGGAGCUGGAGGCUGCAGGCGUGAAGGGAGACGCUCUGCAGAAGCUGCUGCCACACAAAGUGUUUGAAGGAAACAAGCCGAGUAACUCCAUCGUUUUCAAGAAGCUGAGCCCGUUCGUGCUGGGAGCUCUGGUCGCGAUGUACGAACACAAGAUCUUCGUGCAGGGCGUCAUGUGGGACAUCAACAGCUACGACCAGUGGGGUGUUGAACUGGGGAAGCAGCUGGCGAAGAAGAUCGAGCCGGAGCUGAAGGACAACUCUGAGGUCACGUCCCACGACUCGUCCACUAACGGUCUCAUCAACUUCCUGAAGAAGAACUUUGUCUGAGUCCUCCUCUGUCUCCUCCUCCUCCUCCUCCUCCUCUCUGUCCUCUGUCCCUCUGUCCUCGUCCCCUGCUGUAGUCCUCUCUCAUUGGCUGUUGAUGUGAGAUCGAGCACUUUGUGUCUGUAGACGUGUUUUUUGUCCCGUGGAGGACAGAGGGACGCGCAGAUGUUACUGUAGGUGGCGACACUUUAUCUCAGCACUGACUUUCAAAAUAAAAGUCCUGUGUGUCACUGGA
This is a messenger RNA of Plectropomus leopardus (leopard coralgrouper), 1282 nucleotides long. The record is from RefSeq and is a predicted model, not a curated record. NCBI's taxonomy places the organism in Eukaryota, Metazoa, Chordata, Actinopteri, Perciformes, Serranidae.